This is a messenger RNA of Mya arenaria, 1098 nucleotides long. Its product is annotated as golgin subfamily A member 6-like protein 26. The transcript is spliced from 13 exons. Lineage: Eukaryota; Metazoa; Mollusca; Bivalvia; Myida; Myidae. The coding region runs from base 1 to 1098 and encodes 365 amino acids. The record is from RefSeq and is a predicted model, not a curated record.
AUGCCUGGCCAUAUGGUCAUCAAACAUUCCAUGGUGACUGAGCCGGACCAAAUAAAUGUUCGGCUCAAGACAACAAUCGGGCAUCUAAAACACAAAAACAGAGAGCUAGAACAAAGUCUAAAUGAUACCAAGCAAGAACUGGCCAAAGAAAUUGAGAUGCACAAACAACAAUUAAAUUCAGUUAUUGAAGAUAAGAUAGCCGCAGUCAUCAAAAAAAAGUUGAAACCAGAGUUAAGAGAGCGAGACAAGAAGACUAGAAAGGAGAAAGAAAGAAUAAAUGUCCAGCUCACAACAAAAAUAGAACAACUAGAAAAAGUGAUCAGAGAGCUAAACCAACGUUUAUUUGAAACCAAGCAAAAACUAUCCGUAGAAACGGAGAAGUACACAGACGAUUUUGAAAUAUUUAUAGCAGAUAGGAACGCAUUACUAAGCAUAAACAAGUUGAAAGAAGAGGUUAGAGAGCGAGACCAGAUGAUUAGAAAGGAGAAAGAAAGAAUAAAUGUCCAGCUCACAACAACAAUAGAACGACUUGAAAAAGAAAACAGAGAGCUAAACCAACGUUUAAAUGAAACCAAGCAAGAAUUAUCCGAAGAAACGGAGAAGAGAGAACACGAGUUUGAAAUGUUUAUAGCAGAAAGGAACGAAUCAUUAAGGAAAUCUGCAGCAGCUGAGGAAAUGAUCGAAAAAAUACGUCAAAUGGAAGAAGCCGCACGAGUGAGUGAUAGGAAGAAUAAAUCUCUGUCAGAAAGCAUAAACAUGUUCAAACAAGAUGUAAGAGAGCGAGACCAGAUGAUUAUAAUGGAGAAAGAAAUCACAAAACAACUAAAGAAAGACCUGAAGGAAACACAAUCGAGAGAAAUGGAUCUCCAAAAGAAAGAAAAACAGUCAAAGGAAAAUUUAACUUCCCUUAAAACGACAUACAAUGAAUUGGUCCAGUCCAAAGACAGAUAUGUUGAAAAUCUAAAAGAAAUGGAAGCAUUGAAGUCAAAACUCGAACACGAUCUUUUCAGAAAGAAUGCUGAUUACCAUUUUCAACAAAAAGAUCUCAAUGAAUCGGAGGAAUCGAAGGAACAAAUACGUAGCUUGACUCUCAAGUGA